Polyodon spathula (Mississippi paddlefish) is the source of this 2081-nucleotide messenger RNA. Its product is annotated as disks large homolog 2-like. Gene Ontology annotation, biological process: chemical synaptic transmission. The record is from RefSeq and is a predicted model, not a curated record. Gene Ontology annotation, cellular component: neuromuscular junction; neuron projection; postsynaptic density membrane. The transcript is spliced from 3 exons. Gene Ontology annotation, molecular function: protein binding. The coding region runs from base 959 to 1393 and encodes 144 amino acids. Lineage: Eukaryota; Metazoa; Chordata; Actinopteri; Acipenseriformes; Polyodontidae.
AAAGAUUAUUAUUGUGGCAAAAUCAGGUUACUGCAGAAUAUAAGAUAUGUAAGGGAUAUUCAUCCAAAUAUCUACAAAGCCUUAUUAGCUGCUUUCAAGUGGUUUGAAGCAAACCUACAAAACUAUCCACCUUGAAGCAGCUUACCGGAUGUCCUAUUUCAGAUAUAAGAUAGCUGUAACAACCAAUUGUAAAUGAGGCAGAAGUUCCCCUUUCACAGAUGAGAUAUCAUGGAGGAACUUCAGGGUCAUGUGUAUUCCUAAAAGACAGACCACAUUUCAGUUGUGGAAUUGCAAUGACCUUUUUAAAGGACAUGCACCGUAAAUCCUCAAAGAGGAUUGCUGGCUGGAGUUGAGCGUUACAGAUGCAGUGACCCAUUUAAGAAGCCUGUGCCUGUGGCAGAAGACAUGAUAUACAAAACCAUGAUCUGCAGCUUACAGUGCGUAAUGAAAUCAAAUCAGAGGAGCCACACUGUGGAUGUUCUGCUCUGGCCAAAAGAGUUGCAUCACCCUAUAGAAUUAACUCAUUUGGCUUCAUGCUAAACAGUAAUAGCUGUGGAUGUGGUGUAUUUACAUUACUUAUAACAAAGUGCCACCCGGUGGCCUUAUAUUGUAAUCACAACUUUGUCUUUAUGGGAAAAUAAAUCUGUAUUUUCUGUUUAGUUAAAAUUAUUAAUUUCUCCAUUUAAUGUUAGCUGCACAGUUUAUUUAUUUCAGUAACAAUAGCUGUUGGAUUUGGUGUUCUAUAAGAUCUGAUUUAUCUCCUGUACACCCCCUGCGCUUGGAACGGCCUGUUCAGAAUCAUAAUGACGCCCAUGGAGGCGCUCACUGACACUGAACAGACAGAGUUAAUUCUGAAGCCUACAGAGAAUGUAAAAUAGGACAAAUGGUGUCUAAGUAGAGCAAACCUCUAUUGGGCACCUGCCAUUGGUAGAAUGUACUGAAACCUCGGUAAAAUAAGAUGCAUAGCCGAAUCGACACUUCCGACUACUUGUAUUACCUGGCUCGUUUUUACAGGGAGCCUCGGAAGAUCGUCCUGCACAAGGGUUCCACGGGACUGGGCUUCAACAUCGUCGGGGGCGAAGAUGGAGAGGGGAUCUUUGUGUCCUUCAUCCUUGCGGGAGGACCAGCAGACCUUAGUGGGGAGCUACGGCGAGGGGACCAGAUCCUGUCUGUCAAUGGCAUAGAUCUGCGAGGUGCUACUCAUGAGCAGGCAGCCGCCGCGCUGAAGGGAGCUGGGCAGACGGUAACCAUCGUUGCACAGUACAGACCAGAAGAAUACGGUCGAUUUGAAGCAAAAAUCCAUGAUUUGCGGGAGCAGAUGAUGAACCACAGCAUGAGCUCCGGGUCAGGCUCCCUACGAACCAGUCAGAAACGCUCUCUCUACGUUAGGUAGGGUACUCUGGGUUUUCUAAUGGGCUUGUUCAUUCAAGAUGUAUAGUAAGUCGAAACAAAAGAUGUGCCUUUUUACCAUGCCAGUCUCGCAGGAUCUCACUGCAAGUCUCAAGACCAGACACAAUACCUGCACACAUACCUGCACACAACUUUGUCACAUUUUCAUGUGUACAGGUUUUACAGUUUGAGGUUGUCAAAAUAAUGGGUACCACACAAACAUAUUAGAGUAUACACUAAUAAUGUGAGCAAAUUAAACAUAAAGUUACUGAAGAACUAUAGACUUAACAACACUGUCUACAUCACAUUUGUCAGUUGUUACCAAUUCUGUGGACACAUUUUCACAGAGCAACGUCAAUCCAUGAAGGAAGACUGGGUUAACCAACUGAAGUUUAAUAGCAAAAUAUAAUGCACAAGACCUGAGAAUGGAUUUUUUUUUUUAUACUUUCAUGCAAACGUAACUAACACUUAUGGACUUCUUAUGAACAACAUUUUUUUUUUAACAAAAAAAAAAAAAAAAACACAGCUUAUAUAUGUUACAUAAUCUAUCAAACGCCCAGAUUCCAAUAAAUUGUUUUAUUAACUAUAGUGUUCAGACAUCAGCGCCAGGAACAGGAAAUCCAUAUAAAACAAAAAAAAAAAAAAAAAAAACUCCUCUUCUGUUGACAAAUUACAUAUUUGUGCCCAGGGAG